Molecule: messenger RNA, 1224 nt
Organism: Thermothelomyces thermophilus ATCC 42464
Lineage: Eukaryota; Fungi; Ascomycota; Sordariomycetes; Sordariales; Chaetomiaceae
Exons: 2
Coding region: 93-1142 (349 amino acids)
Biological process (GO): mitochondrial respiratory chain complex I assembly
Cellular component (GO): mitochondrion
Molecular function (GO): S-adenosylmethionine-dependent methyltransferase activity
Source: RefSeq, a predicted model, not a curated record
GCCAAGCCAAGUAGCUGUGUUAACCGACAUUCACGAAACUUUUGUGACUUGGGUAAGGAAAUGCCAGGCCAUUGCCUCCCACCACCCCGAGAAUGCGGCUGAACACGCCCCGAGCCUGCCUGCCGCAGCGCCUACGAUCAUUAACAGCACCUCCCUGCGCGCGGCGGGCAUACGCGUUCCAGGCCCCGGGCGGCGCCGUCUUCAAGGUCUUCAACAGCCGUGCGAAACGGCUCCAGAAGGAGCGGGCGGCCGCCAAUCCCGAGCUCAGCAGGCAGGCCGACUAUCUCAAGGACGAGGUGGCCAUGCGCGUGUGUGAACGGUUGUUGGACAUCAAGCGCCAUUUCCCUCGCGUACUCGACUUUGGGGCCAACUCGUGCAACAUCGCCCGCGCCUUGACGCGCGAGAACCCCGACCCGGACGCGCCCACGUCCCCGCCGCUGGCGACCAAGCUGACCGAGCUGGUCGCGGCCGAGUCCUCCCGCUCGCUCCUCUACCGGGACGCCGAGCUGCCCUUCAACGAGGAGCUCAAGCUGACCCGCCGCGUGCUGCCGGACGACGAGUCGCUGCCGUUCGAGCCGUCGAGCUUCGACAUGGUCCUCAGCAGCCUGUCGCUGCACUGGAUCAACGACCUGCCCGGGGUGCUGGCGCAGAUCAACAAGGUGCUCAAGCCGGACUGCCCCUUCAUCGGCGCCAUGCUGGGCGGCGACACGCUGUUCGAGCUGCGCACGUCGCUGCAGCUGGCCGAGCAGGAGCGGCGCGGGGGCAUCUCGCCGCACGUGUCCCCGCUGGCCGACGUGCGCGACGUCGGCGGGCUGCUGGGGCGCGCCGGGUUCCAGAUGCUGACGGUCGACGUGGAGGACAUUGUGGUCGACUACCCGGACACGUUCGCGCUGAUGCAGGACCUGCAGGCCAUGGGGGAGGGGAACGUAGUGCUGGGGCGGGAGAUGGGCGCGAUCGGGCGGGACGUGCUGCUGGCCAACGAGGCUAUCUACAGGGCGCUGCACGGGAACGAGGACGGCACCGUGCCGGCGACCUUCAGGAUCAUCCAUAUGAUUGGGUGGAAGGAGGGUGCGAACCAGCCGAAGCCGCUAAAGAGAGGGAGCGGGGAGGUGAGCUUGAAGGACGUUUUAGAGCGAAAGUAAAGCGGCCGCGAGGUGCCCCUGUAGGACCGGUGUGGUCAACCAACUCAAUCAAUUGCAUGUGAUGCUCCCCAGUGGACGCAUG